UGUAUAGGGUGCUCUUUCUAAAUCAACCUUUGCAAACUAUAGUCCCAAUACGCGCAGUUCAUUAUAUAAUUGGAAACCUCAUUGCAUAGGAUUUAAACUCAUUGAGGCUGUUCUAUGCCAUAUAUGUCGGAAGGAACGACCAGGUGCUGUCUUAGUAUUUAUGACUGGGUGGAAGGAUAUAAGUCGUUUAAGAGACGGGCUUCAAAAUCAUCAUCUUUUAGGAGAUCGCAAGAGUGUCCUGAUUCAAACUUGCCAUGGUUUAAUGGAAACUUUUGAACAGAAACUCAUCUUUGAUAAACCACCUCCAAAUGUAAGGAAAAUAGUACUUGCUACAAAUGUCGCAGAGGCAAGUAUUACGAUCAAUGACAUAGUUUUUAUCAUAGAUUGUGGAAAAACAAACGAGUCCAGUUAUGAUGCUUUGAAUAACACUCCAUGUCUACUACCUUCUUGGAUUUCACAAGCAUCUGCACGUCAGAGAAGAGGAAGAGCUGGUCAUGUGCAGCCAGGAGAAUGCUACCACCUUUACCCCAAAUGUGUUUAUGAAGCCUUUUCUGAAUAUCAACUUCCUGAAAUUUUAAGAACACCCUUGAAUUCUCUUUGCUUGCAAAUAAAAAGUUUGCAGGUUGAGAGCAUUGGAAAAUUCCUAUCAUCUGCUUUGGAGGCACCAGAUCCACGUGCCGUCCAAAAUGCUAUUGAGUUUCUCACGACGAUCGGAGCAUUGGAUGAAGAUGAAAAUCUUACCAAUCUUGGGAAGGUUCUCUCGAUACUUCCUGUAGAUCCCAAGCUGGGAAAAAUGCUGAUAAUGGGAGCUAUAUUUCGGUGCUUUGAUCCUGUUCUAACGAUAGUUUCUGUCCUUAGUGUGAGGGAUCCUUUUCUUAUGCUCCAAGACAAGAGUGAAUUAAAACGUGCAAAGUCUAGGUUUUCUGCUAAUGAUUACAGUGAUCAUAUGGUUUUUGUUCGAGCAUAUGAAGGAUGGAAAGAUGCUAAAAGAGAAAGAUCAGAUUAUAAUUACUGCUGGAGAAAUUUUCUUUCUUCCCAGACUCUUCAUGAAAUUCAUUCAAUUCGGAAACAGUUAAGCUCCAUCUUGAAAGAAACUGGCUUACUAGAUACAGAUGCAAGUAUUAACAACAAUUUGAGCAUUGAUCAAUCUCUUGUACGUGCAGUCAUAUGUUCUGGACUCUUUCCUUGCAUAGCAUCGGUGAAUCAGGAGUCAAUUAAGACAAUGGAUGAUGGCUACGUUUUAUUAGCUGAAAUUUCUGUGAAUUCAAAGCAGACUAUUCCUUACCCAUGGUUGGUUUUCAAUGAGAAAGUAAAGAUCAAACAGGUUCUCAUCCGCGAUUCAACGGGUGUAUCUGAUUUAAUGCUUAUCCUUUUUGGUGGUGCUCUAAGUAAUGGGAAACAGCCGGGGCACCUGAAAAUGUUGGAUGGGUAUGUGGACUUCUUUAUGGAUCCUAAUUUAGCUGACUGCUGUUUGAAGCUCAAGGGUGAACUAGAUAGGCUUAUCCAAAAGAAGCUAGAAGAUCCUGGAAUUGACUUUCACAAGGAAGGGGAGUGCGUGAUGUAUGCUGUUCAGGAAUUGAUCUCAGGGGAUCAGUGUGAAGGAAGAUUUGUAUCUGCCCGUGACAGCCAGAAGCCUAAGGCCUCUGAUGACGAGAAUAAAUUCACAAAAGAUGGGACAAACCUGUCAUGAAUAUUGGCUUGAUGCCUUUCUCAUUGUUAUUCUUUAUGUAUAUAAAGAGGUUACAAGGCUAUCCAUAU
Medicago truncatula (barrel medic) is the source of this 1758-nucleotide messenger RNA. Its product is annotated as DExH-box ATP-dependent RNA helicase DExH3. Gene Ontology annotation, cellular component: nucleus; intracellular anatomical structure. Lineage: Eukaryota; Viridiplantae; Streptophyta; Magnoliopsida; Fabales; Fabaceae. The record is from RefSeq and is a predicted model, not a curated record. Gene Ontology annotation, molecular function: RNA binding; helicase activity. Bases 161 to 1690 code for a protein of 509 amino acids. The transcript is spliced from 10 exons.